Molecule: messenger RNA, 3824 nt
Organism: Bufo bufo (common toad)
Lineage: Eukaryota; Metazoa; Chordata; Amphibia; Anura; Bufonidae
Gene: DTX3
Product: deltex E3 ubiquitin ligase 3
Exons: 5
Coding region: 319-1344 (341 amino acids)
Biological process (GO): Notch signaling pathway; protein ubiquitination
Source: RefSeq, a predicted model, not a curated record
GACGCCCCCACCCCUGACAGCCCGUGUAAUGUGAAAGUGCGAGUAGAGGGAGCCUAGACAGGAAUGGACAGCGACGCUCUCUUCUCAUUAUAACCCUUCUCUCUUUUACGUGCUUUCUUUCUUUUCCUUUUUUUUCCAGAUCACUUAAAAUAGGACCUUUGGGGAUUUCUCGCUGUGGAAACAGCCCAUGGGGUCUCCAGAUAGCGCCCUUCCUUUUGGUCUCCUGAAUCCGAUAAGUUGUGCCUGAUUGCUCAGUGGGAGGGGGUCAGAGGUAUGUUCCUGUAAUUGCUGUCUGAGGUUUCCUUUGUCUGGUCCAGAAUGGCUGCCUGUGGUGUGAACACGAAGAACAAAGUCACAGUUCAUAAGCCAGUUUGGGACUUCCUCAACAAAGAGACUCCAUCCAAACUGAACCGACUGAGAGAGGACAGUGGAGUUCGCAUCCUGAUUGAUGGUGAAACUUCUGACAUAUAUGUACUGAGGUUAUCUUUUGACAGCCACGUGCCCGCAAAUACUAUUUCACUUGUCAGAAAAGCUCUAAAAUCUUUGUUAAAAGAUACAGAGAAAGAAUUAAAAAAGUCCUGCAAACAACACCAGAUUUCAGGCUGCAUGGCUUAUACAGAUAAAAACAGUGAACACGCCGGUGAGCUACAUCUCCGUAAUGUCUAUAGCCGAGGUCAGCAAAGUACGAGCAGCCGGGGAUUACCUGGAAGCUCCAGUGGGGCAAGUGGCAGUCAUGGGAACUCACGUGACCACCGAAGAGAAGAGGUAGAGGAUGACCGAGAGAACCAAUGUCCGAUUUGCUUGGGUGAGAUUCAAAACAUAAAAACCCUGGAGAAAUGCCAGCAUUCAUUCUGUGAAGAUUGCAUCACCAGGGCUCUGCAAGUGAAGAAAGCAUGUCCUAUGUGUGGUCGUUUCUAUGGGCAACUUGUGGGCAACCAACCUGAGAACGGUAGAAUGUUAGUAUCCAAGGACUCCAGCCUUUUGCUUCCUGGUUAUGAAAAAUAUGGGACGAUUAUCAUCCAGUAUGUCUUCCCACCAGGCAUCCAAGGGUCGGAGCACCCAAAUCCUGGAGUGAGGUAUCCAGGAACAACUCGUGUGGCAUACUUACCUGAUUGUCCAGAAGGGAACAAAGUCCUGACGCUCUUUAAGAAAGCUUUUGACCAACGUUUGACCUUUACCAUUGGAACAUCAAUGACCACAGGAAGACCUAACGUCAUUACGUGGAAUGAUAUUCACCACAAGACUAAUUGCACAGGAGGACCACAGUUAUUCGGUUACCCAGACCCCACUUACUUGCUAAGAGUUCAAGAGGAAUUGAGAGCCAAAGGCAUCACCGCUGACUAGAGGAAUGGUAAAACCGGCCAUCUGUGAGUGCUAGAUGGGCGCGAGAAGCGAAGGAGGAUUUCAUAACUAUACCGACCAAGCUCCCAUCUUCAGUGGAGGACACCUCAAGCUUUGAUUUCUGUUUUGCUCUCCUCCACUUUAGCUCUUUUUUGCUGAUUGAAUAUUAAAUCAGAAUCAAGACGAUAAUGUAUAAGGAGACUCGACACAGAGCAAAGAUCUACCAUGUUAAAUGUUAUUGACGCUACGGACUCACCAUGCCGGUGAACCAUCAGAGAAUUGAUUGUGUCUAUGAAAUAAUACAGACAGAACGCUUGCUAAAGCACUGAUGAAUAACCUGCGGAGAUACGUCCUUCAGCGGGAUGUCCAGUUAGUCAUCCUUUAGUGUUUGGCUGUAGUUCAGAGAAAGAGAAGACAAAUGUGUGUGAUCGUACAGUGCAUUCUGGUUCCUGCAGUUCUGAUAUCCAUUUCUGUGGAAUCGUAUCAUAUUGUGAGCUUUGUAGUGAAAAAAAAAAAAGGCCACUAGAAAAGACCAGCGAAAUUGUUUCAGCACAUUCUGGAUCCUAUAGUCCUGAUAUCUCACUCACAGUGCUGCAGUACAUUAUGAGUCUCGUUAUUUUUCACACCUCUGAUUGCCCAUUGUAUUAGAUGCUGCAGCGCUACUUCUUGAUUUAACGUAUCUUUUUCUAUUCUAUUGCUCUUUACUUUCAUUCCAAACAAAAAUAUCUGAUGGCCACAUGAAUGAGAUUUUUUAAUAUUGUUUUCUAUACAAUACAGAUGGUCAGACACAGUUGACAGCAUUCUAGCUGCUAGUUGCCAUUUGCAAAAUGCAUGAUGGGAAUACGUAUUUAGCCACUCAAUUAGGCACAACACAUUUACAAAAGUGAACGUUUUUUAUUUGCCUGUUUGUGUAAUGUUUGACCCAUGAAUGUAAGACAUGUUAGCUAACCCGGUGACUCAGCUAUGUCUGGUAAUACAGUGUCAUUAACACUUCGUUUUAUUCCUUGCUGAUAUUGGGUUUCCUUUUAGCAACCAGAAAUAUGGCACAAAUAUCGCGUGAACACAACAGUAAAUCUUCAAGUAAUCUUACAAAUGCACCCAGAUAGAAAUGUCGAAUUGCUGCAAAAUUCUGCAUGCAGUUAUGUCUCAGGCAGAUAUUUAAAUGAUUAGAGGUGUGGUCUGAUUAGACAUUGGGUUUUGCCAUAAGUGGGUGUAAAAGAGGGAGCGCUUCCUCUGUAUAAAACGGCUGUCAGGGGCUACUUUUGGGUAGUGUACCUCUUGGUGAGAGAUCGUUGACUACUAGACAUGCCUCUACGACAUUUUGCCGGGUUGACAGACACUGAGAGAGGGCACAUCAUUGGACUAAGAGAAGCAGGAUGGUACAUUUGACUAAUUUCCUUCCAUCAAGGUUUUUCUGACCUAGCUAUUAGGUGGUGUUGGGAGCAGUGGUUACAAGAGAGUCCACACACAUGGGAAACAGCCCAGACAGAUCACCAGCAGAGCGGAUAGUUUGAUCCAUGACAGGCAUGACCAGCUCAGCACAGUUUAGUUGUCCACCAUCCAGACACAGGUGGCAUCUUGAGUAGACACCCCUGUUUCUAUGUGGACUAUUUCCAGGUGCUUAGUAGAAUGAAAUUUGGUGCACAGCGCCCAUUACGUGUCCUGACAUUGACAGCCAGCCACCGUCGCCUUCAUUUGAACUCGUGUUGUGAAUAAGAAACCUGGACUGCUAUUAGGCUAGAAUUGUAUUGUCUUUAGCGACGAAUCCAGGUUUUGUUUGGGAUCCAGUUACAGUUGGGCUCAAGUAUGGAGGCAUUGUGGCGAACGCUUCAAUCCUGCCUUUGUUGUAGAGCAAUACACUGCCCCAACCCGAUCUGGGAAGCCAUCACAUAUGACAGUCAGUCACCCCCAGUAAUGAUACACUAUCAGCUCAGCGAUAUGUGCAGGAUAUACUGUGGCCACAUGUGUUACCUUCCAACUGGCAUUUAUCAGCAGGAUAAUGCUAGCCCACACAUAGCAGGGUUGCAACACUUCCUUGGCUUGCCUGGUCACCAGAUUUCUCACCAAUCCAGAUGGGACUCCAGCUUUGGCAUUCUACGAGUGUGCAGGAUCUCCAGACUGCACCAUCUGUGGGAUACCAUGCUGAACCUGUAUGUCUCCAUGCCCAACCAGAUCUCAUCUUGUAUUCAGGCUAGAGACAGCCUAAUAGAGUACUAGAGCCUCCUUUCAAUUGUACCCUUUCGCUCCAAUAAACUUAUCCUUUCGCUCUAAUAUUGUAAUCACUUACAUAUAUCAUCAUUACAUUCACAUAGAACAUUUAAUUCAAUUCCCACAACUCCUUCUUGGUGUGUUAUUUUUUUGUUAUUGAGUGUAUAUUUAUAAGUAGCCAGUGCACCCUCAUAUUUGUUACUGGUGCUUACAUUUUCCAUUGCUUUCUAUUGAUACGUAUAUGUAGAAAUCACUAUUAAAGAUUAUAAGAAUUA